Messenger RNA from Mollisia scopiformis, 1381 nucleotides. RefSeq names its product tyrosine/serine protein phosphatase-like protein. The record is from RefSeq and is a predicted model, not a curated record. Lineage: Eukaryota; Fungi; Ascomycota; Leotiomycetes; Helotiales; Mollisiaceae. Bases 415 to 1329 code for a protein of 304 amino acids. Gene Ontology annotation, molecular function: phosphoprotein phosphatase activity. Gene Ontology annotation, biological process: dephosphorylation. The transcript has 6 exons.
AUCAAAUGCCGGAAUGGAACAUCAUCAUGUGCAAGAAACUAUUAUCUGCUGAUGUUGAUAGUGAAGAUAUAUCUUCAAUUCAAACAUGAUAUGUUUACAUGUCUGUUAAUGUCCGAUAGCAAUACUAAACAAUGCCAGUCUGCAGGGCAGUUCUUCCAUCCCCACAUCUCCAUCCCAGACAUUCAUGGUUCAUGGAUGCCAUCAAUGACGGAUCAGCACAGGGGUCGUCCUCGCUUCAGUUCCCGGUUUCGUCUCAAUUCAUCGCAUCUCCAACGCUGACGGCGAAUUUCUUUGGUGAAGUUUCUAUCUUGUGGAGCAGUCUUUUCUAUGCAUUCACAAUUGCUUUUGAUACUUGGCGUAUCUUAAAAGGCAGUUAGUACUGCUUAUGAUCAAGCAAUUUUCGACAAUCCAACGAUGGCGGAACCAAGAGACAACCUUCGACAACGACAGACAGGCGAAGCCAAGGAGAAGCUGUUCGAUAACAUCUUAAACUUUAGAGAUGUAGGGAAGACCAUCAAUGACUUUUUAGGAGAGAAGCGAGUUGCUGAAGGAAAGAUAUUUCGCAGCGCUCGACCUGAUGAUGCCACCAUGGCCGACAGACAGCGAUUAUGGGAAGAAUACGGCAUCAAGACAAUCAUGGAUUUGAGGACAGUCACCGAACACACCAACGCAGCCAAAAAGCGCACCGGAGACCUCACCAUCCCAGCCCUCGUCCAAUCCAACAGCGCCCUGGCCGAACCCAUCAAAAUCCCGGGCAUGAACUACCUAGAAAUAAACAUCAACGGCAAAGGUUUCGAACGCAGUCUCCUCUGGCAACUAAAAUGGUGGAGCUUCCUAAAACUCAUAACCCUAAUGCUCUUCGGCUACCGCAUGCAAGCCAUCUCCAUCCUAGGUCGAGAAGUAAUGCAACUGCGCGGCCUGAUAGGACUAGGCUACGACUCCCUGGACCACUGCGGACCCGAGAUCGCCGAGGCGCUGCGUGCGUUCUCGCGGUCUGGUAAUCUUCCUAUGUUGGCGCAUUGCACGCAGGGUAAGGAUCGGACUGGGCUUAUUAUUGCUUUGAUUUUGUUCUUGCUUCGUGUUCCUUCGGAUGCGAUCACGAAUGAUUAUGUGCUUAGUGAAUCGGAGUUAUUGCCUGAGCGUGCGGAGAGAAUGAAGGAGAUUUCUAGUAUUGGGUUGACGGAGGAUUUUGCGGGGUGUCCCGGCGAUUGGGUUGAGAAGAUGGAGGGGCAUUUGAAGGAGAAGUAUGGUGGUGUCGAAGGGUACUGUAAGCGAAUUGGAAUGGAGGAGGAAGAGUGGGAGACGUUGAGGGGUGUUCUAGGUUACUAAGUGUAUAGGAAUCUGAUGAAAAUGGGAGAUAGUAAAUGAUAGUUGAGAAACC